Messenger RNA from Helianthus annuus (common sunflower), 2469 nucleotides. Its product is annotated as PKS-NRPS hybrid synthetase CHGG_01239-like. The transcript is spliced from 6 exons. Gene Ontology annotation, biological process: regulation of DNA-templated transcription. NCBI's taxonomy places the organism in Eukaryota, Viridiplantae, Streptophyta, Magnoliopsida, Asterales, Asteraceae. The record is from RefSeq and is a predicted model, not a curated record. Bases 1 to 2469 code for a protein of 822 amino acids.
AUGUCGGGUUGGGGUAACUUUUUUAAUGUGUUUGAUAACGAGGCGAAUCAGGGGAGUUAUGAUAACAAUGAAGAUAACAAAGCGGGCAUGUUUGAUCUGAAUGCUCCGUUCGAUUCCAUUCUUGCGUCGGAUGCAGGUCAGGAUAGUUGGGGUUUGGAUGCCAUUCAGCCUAAUUAUGCUGGUUAUUAUCCAUCGCAACACCCGGUUAAUUUUGAAGCCCCUCCUGUUAGUUUUGGACCACCGACUGAUAUUUCUCAGUCUCCUCCCAUAAGUGAUGGACCGCCGGAGUGUCCAAAUGCUGACCAGGAACGUAGUGAGUUUCAAAACAAGCAGAUAUUCGCUAGCAUGGAUGAAUUGGUAGAGUGGUGUAGAGAUGUUGGACGCGUAAAUGGCUACGCCCUCGUCACCAAAUGCACCAUCUACGAUAAACAGGGUAGCGAGGGUCAUCCGUCCCUAAUGAGGCUGACUCCAUCAGAAGAGAGGACGGUGGAGCAAAUGACGCAUCAGAACAUAAAACCACGAGACAUUCUUGCUGCCAUUAAAGAACAGAACCCCCAUAAUGUCUCAACAAGAAACACCAUAUACAACGCUCGGGCCAAAUUGGGUCGAAUGGAACAAGUCGGCGAGACUCCAAUGCAGAUACUUUUCGACCGGUUGGGGAAGGUUGGGUUUGUUUUUUACCAUAGAACAUCUCAAAACGGCGAACGGGUCGAGGAUGUUUUCUUCAUCCACCCAGAGUCGAACAUGUUGUGGCGCGCCUUCCCGCAUGUGUUACUUAUAGACGCCACCUACAAGACGAAUCGGUACAAAAUGCCGCUUGUCCAGAUUAUCGGCGUUACAUCCACGUUGAUGUCGUUUUGCAUUGCUCAUGCGUUCGUAAGCAACGAGAAACAGGAAAACUUCACAUGGGUUCUACAGAGGUUGAAACACUCAUUAGACAGUGUUAUGGAACCCCGUGUAAUAGUAACGGAUAGAGAUCGCGCCCUAAUGAACGCAUGUGCAACCGUGUUUCCCAGGGCUAGACAUUCAUUGUGUAGGUGGCACAUACAGCAAAACAUCUUCAAAUAUUGCAGGAAAAGCUUUAAAACAGAUGAUCAAUGGGAAAGGUUUCUUUACAGGUGGGGCGAGCUAAUUAAGUCAAGACCAAUCAUGACUACAACUACUGAGAUUAUGAACUAUUUGGAUUCAAUCUGGUUACAACCAUAUAGAGACCGGUUUGUUUCGUUCUGGAGCGACCAACAUCUGAACUUCGGUCAACGUACAACGAACAGGGCAGAGGGUCAACAUGCCCUUUUGAAGCAGUACCUAGGCGACUCUAAUUACACCCUGGAGAAAGUGGUACCACUUAUCGAUAAGCUCAUAAGAAACCAGGUGACAGAAAUCAGAGCCAGCAUUGAAACAAGCAGGAGCCGAACAUUGGGUCAUCAAAACAAACCAAUAUUUAAUAUCCUACUAAAGAAGGUUUCACAUGCCUGCCUAGAGUUGAUAUCAGACGAAGUAAAUGAAAUAGAAAAAUUAAUGUUAUAUAACCGUACAUGCGCGUGCCGUUUGUAUACAAGCUGUGGGUUGCCGUGCGCGUGUCGGUUGGAACCGUAUACAACGAAUGGUGAAAUGAUCCCGUUGGAGUUGAUAGACCCUUUUUGGAGAAAGUUAAAUUUGGACUCCAUAGUGGAACCGAGCAAGGUGGACUCUUUCGACUUAAACGGCGAAUUUGCGCUUCUCAAACAACAUUUAAGUGCUCAGCCGAGAGAACUCAAGAAAAACUUGAUUCAAAAAAUGAAGGAUUUGGUACAACUCAAUAAGACGAAGCUUAAACAACCAGUUGUGCAAAAAAACACACGGGGUCGUCCAACUUUAAAAGCUCAGCAACAAAGGAAGGAUGAUUCGUUUACGGAGCCUUCUAGACACAACUUUUUUACAACGCAGGACCAGCAUAGUGAUUCACAAGAUGGGUUUGGCACACAAGAGUCAGCGAUCGAACCUACCAGGCACAGCUCGUUUGUCGAGUCACAAAGUUAUUGUACUGAAACACCUAUGUUCCUCGGCGAGAUUGCGAAAGGCGCUAAGAAUUCGAAAACGAAAAACAAGGUCGCAAAAUCAAAGGAAGAGCCACCAGAUUUACCUUUGCUGCCUGUCGGACAAGUUAAUAUGUUCUUGCACUACCAAAAGUUCAUUCCACCGUGCUUCUAUCCACACCUCAGUCACAUACAAAAUGUGCAGGGUGAUGACGAUAUGGCUGAGUCAUCAGCAGCUGGUGCGGCCCGUGGAGGUCGAGGUCAGGGUCAGGGUCGGGGCCGUGGACGUGGACGCGAACGGGGACGUGGACGUGGACAGGAGGAGGAGGUUGUGCCCGAUUUUACUGAGACGGGGCGGUUUGUUAGAGAUAUCCCCCGAGGUACCGUUGCCUAUAGGGUUUUGGGCAAAUUACGGGAGAUGGUGCUGGAUGCGCCUCGGACCAUAGAUUUUUAG